This is a messenger RNA of Lytechinus pictus (painted urchin), 2413 nucleotides long. RefSeq names its product COP9 signalosome complex subunit 8-like. The transcript has 7 exons. Gene Ontology annotation, cellular component: COP9 signalosome. The coding region runs from base 380 to 943 and encodes 187 amino acids. Gene Ontology annotation, biological process: protein deneddylation; COP9 signalosome assembly. The record is from RefSeq and is a predicted model, not a curated record. Lineage: Eukaryota; Metazoa; Echinodermata; Echinoidea; Temnopleuroida; Toxopneustidae.
GUGGAGACAGGAAUGGAUGAUGAGCCGCAUGCUAUCUCUUCUCUUUGUUUUUCUUUCAUGUGAACUGGCUCAUUCCAUUUUUUUCAAUCGCUUAGGGUUGGGGGUUCAGUUUUAAUUGAAGAAUAUAAAAGUGAAUAUAAAGAAUGUUUAAAACACAUGAAAUCGAUAAAAACAAUAUAUAAUAUUACGAUAUAUUUUCGAUUAAGUCAUAUGAUAUCAUUUGUUGACUACCUUUUUAAUCAUGUUAAUAUAUUAUUUAGAGGGGAGUGUAGAGUUUCCAAGGAGGUCCCGUCCCUGAGCCGAGUCUAGUUACCCUCUGUGCUAAAUCAACGUACCGGGUAUCUGAUUUAAUCUGAUAUCCCUAGUCCAUCUACCAAAAAUGGCUUCUUUUGAUGCGAUUUCGCUAGUUGAACAGUGCGAGCAGCAAGAAUUAGAGGCCCCAGGAGGUGUUGCUACUUCAGAGCUCUACAAGAAGUUGCUUGCUCUUUACCUUUUGCAAAAUGAUCUAAACAAUGCCAAAUUCUUGUGGAAGAGAAUUCCAGCCUCAGUUAAAACAGGUGACCCAGAGCUUGGAUUUAUAUGGGAUAUUGGUCAGAACAUGUGGCAGAGGGAUUUCUCAUCGUCCAAACUGUACAGUGCUCUCAACAGAGAAUGGUCUGAUGGCAUCAAGGAAAUAGUUUCUGCACUUUCAGAUUCUGUCAAACAGAGACUAUUCCAACUUGUAGGGAAUGCAUACACCUCAAUAGAAGCCGAUCAGUUUGCAUCGUAUCUAGGAAUGUCCAAGGAGCAAGCCAUUAAUGCUGUCCAAGAAGAAGGUUGGUCAUACAACUCUACUGCUCAAAUGAUUUUACCCAUUAAACCAGUUUCCUCAAAAGAAGCCCCAAUACCCAGUGAACAACAGAUAGCUCAACUAACAGAGUUUGUAGCCUUCUUAGAAAAUUGAAAGGACCUAGAUGGAUACACCAGAGGCAAGAAUCGGAUGCCUACACAUAUCAUGUGGAUGCAUGGUAGGCUUGCCCAGUGUUCCACUCAUUGGAUGUACUGAAUUUAAAGACUAAUAGACUUCAAAGUCAGCCAAUAUCUGCUUGGAGAUGUGCUUUGAUGUUCCUGGAAGACAUGCCCUUCAUCCAGUAACCAAACCGAGGAGACCCGGAGGCUAUUGUGCUAACUACAAUGAUAACAGAACUCAGCAGCCAAUCAAUAUCAAGGUAGCUGUGUUCAAUACUGUAAUUAAAAUAUUACCAUAAUUUGUAUGUCUUUAUGGAAACAGGAACCUGGUGAUAGUUUUAUGAAGCAUCUAAAGAUUUGCACUUGAUCCAUUCAGGUGCUAGGAUUUCAGUACAUUAUAAAAGCUGUCAGUGAUCUGCUUGCAAGAUGCUUUAUAUGAAAUGUCUCCCACCCCCAAUAGUUUUUUUUUCUAAUAUUUUUCAAUAAAUUGUGCUACCUGCUUAAGCAAAUUCAGUCAGUUGAUUCAAUAUUAUUUGACAAGUCAAAUGUCAAAGCUCUGACAGCGUCAUUUUCAGUGAAUGUGCGAGUAAUCAAUGGCCCACAAUGGCUCACCUACCAAACCUUUGGCCAAAGUGUUCCGGCACCACCGCAUGCAGUAUCUAAAUGCCAUAGUAAAUUUAAUUCAUUUGGUGAUUUCUGAACUGGUUGGUAUUCGCUCAUUCAUAAGUUUGCCCUGAAUUCUCUAAGAAAAAAGUCAGUAAUGUAAGUAAAUUGCACAUGUAAUCAUUUUUUGAAGGCUGAUAGAAACAGAAAACCUCAUUUGCUAGCAGAACUUUUGAGCUGAAUCAUCUUCAUUUUUCAGUGAAAGGAUUUUAAUGUGUGGUUUAGGUGUUUACUCAUAAGCAAUGAUAGACUAUAAGAUUUUACUCAUCUCUUGCAUCAGAAGGAUCAAAGAAUGGAUUUUUGAAUAAUGAUCAAGACUGUUUGGGAAUGUACUGUUACCUUAGAACUGAUAAUCAGUGAUCUUUUUCUCACUUCAUCAACGUUAUCUGAUGAUUUUAAGCUCAAUGUUUAUCUGGUGAUUUUAAGUUCUUUCUGCGUUGACCCUUUGGUGUUGGAAAGAUUUUUGUAUCAGCUUAGCACCAAUUUAAAUAAAAGACUGGUCUUGAAACAAGUCUUACUUGGUGUUGAGCUAUCAAUAAUGUAAUUUGGACCAUUUUUGUAAACUCAUAUUAGGUGAGUGAGUUUGGAAGGCAAUUAAAAUUUUGCAUCCAACCAAUAAAAGCACCAAGGCUGGACUUGAAAUCACCCAUUGUAUUGGCUAAAGAAUCAGAAUUGUUAUGGACAUGUUCCUAAUCCUUUGACUGCUAAGAGAAUUAUUUUCAGACAUUAUUAUGUACUCUGAAGAAAUGGAGUUGUAAAUAUAUUUUAUGUUAUUGAAAUUUAUUAAAAUAUGUUAAACAUA